Molecule: messenger RNA, 1483 nt
Organism: Melanaphis sacchari
Lineage: Eukaryota; Metazoa; Arthropoda; Insecta; Hemiptera; Aphididae
Product: spindle pole body component 110-like
Exons: 4
Coding region: 353-1483 (376 amino acids)
Source: RefSeq, a predicted model, not a curated record
UCAUUUAGAAACGUUUCAAAUGUAAUGUAAACAAAAAUUGAUAAUAAUAACUAUAAAUCUUGAAAACUUCAUCUACAGCCGUGCUGAAAGCCUUUUGUUUGACGCCUGUGAUAAGAAUAAUCAAUACUCAAUUGUUUAUAAUAAAAAUUAAUAGAAUUAUAACAUUUGGAUUUGUAUGCAGUUUACGAAGUUACAAGUUACAACUUUACAAACCACGACCAUAGACAAUAUCUAGCGGGUAGAUACUUAGCACUAAGUGUGUAAUAUAAAGCUUAUUGCUUACCACUUACUUAUUUUGUCAUAAUUGAUUAUUUAGUGUUUAUCGGUAGCUUAUGAAGUUUAAAAAGGAAAAAUGGAAAAAUUGCAUGGUAAAAAUUCAAUUUCAAGUCUCUCUCUAAAGAUAGAUAUGUACUCAGAAGACACGUCACAAGAGUUAAAAGAGAUUAUAUCCUGUCAAAAGGAAAAAAUAGGCAAGUUAAAUACAAAAUUAGUAGAGUUUGAUGAAGUGGUUUCUGAAAGAAAUAACUUACAAAAACUAUACAAACAAUUUGAACAGAGUAACGAAGAUAGUAACAAAAAAUUUUAUAAAAAAUCGUUCAAUGAACUAUUAGGAAGAUGUGACGUUAUAUCAAAAAAGUUUAAGAAAGCUGCGGAUACAGAAUACCAAUGGGAACUCAAGUGCAGGAAACUGGAAGAUGACAAUAAUGGCUUAAACCGUCAAUUAAGAAUUCUGAAAUUUAAUGAAAACAAAUUACAAUCAGAGUUUGCAGAAAUCGAAACAACUUUGAAAUUUGUCCAAAGGGAAUUAUGUACAACUAAAUCGGAAUUAGAAGAGAAGAACAGUACAAUUAAUAAAUUAAAGACAAAGUUGAAGUGCAACGAACAGGAACUCUAUAAAGUUCGCAGUGAUGUCGAAGGAUGUAAAAUUGAAUUCAAAAAAUUAAAUGAGACAAAUGGGACAUUGAAUGUAGAUCUAAAAUGUACAAAAAAAAGUUUAUGUGACACAAAACUAUCUGCUACUCGUAUGGAGAAACGAUUCAUGCAAGAACGAGAAAAUUUAUCAAACGAAUUGAUAAAAAGCUGUAAAAAAAUUAACGACUUGGAGAUCCGAUACGAUGAAGCUAACUGCAAAUUAAACGACGAGAAAUGUAAAUCUAAAAAAUUCGCUUCAAAAUUAAUAGAAAUGAAUAAAGUAAAUGCUAAAAGUAAUUUAGAACUAAAAAACCGAAUACAAAAAUUACAAGAAGAAAUUUGUGCAAGGAAUAAUGAUUUAUGUUCUUUGAACAAAAAAGUCACGGACUUGCAAAAAGAAAAUGAAUGUAAAUGUAUGGAAAUAAGCGCACUGAAAAAUAAAAUCUGUGAAAGAGAAGGUCAACUAAAACAAAUGUGUUUAUUAUCAGAAACAAUUGAGCAAAUCAAGUGCAAUUUUAAAGCUUGUUGUUCAAAGAAAUUUAGAUUGGAUCUGUGUAAGGUAGAUACAUAA